Messenger RNA from Scheffersomyces coipomensis, 874 nucleotides. RefSeq lists its product as uncharacterized. The transcript has a single exon. The coding region runs from base 101 to 829 and encodes 242 amino acids. Lineage: Eukaryota; Fungi; Ascomycota; Pichiomycetes; Serinales; Debaryomycetaceae. The record is from RefSeq and is a predicted model, not a curated record.
UCCUUUCUCCUCAUUGUCAUGAGAUUCCCUUAAAUAUGAUUUUAAUACUAUAUUCAAUAUAACUUAUUCAAUACUAACUAACUACUAUCAUCUAUUCAUAAUGAAACGAGGUUUCGAUGGACUUUUGGUGGAAAAUAUAUCUCCAACUCCUAGUAUAGUUGAUUUUAAUCAAUUUAUUCAAGAUUUUUCAUCUUCCCCACCUUCUCCAAAUUCUUUAAGACUCAAGAGGAAACCUAUUAAAAGGUAUACUACAAAGACUCCUCCAUCUACCCUCAUACUAUCUCAUCAAUCUGAAGCAUUAUCUGAUCCUAUCAAACAUAUAUUCCAUCAAAUAUCAUCUACUCAUACGCGUAAUUUAAAUCAAAUGGAUAUUGAUUAUUCCAGUAAUAAUAAUACCAACUUACGAUUCGUAUUCUUCUUAGGAGUUCAAGGUAAAGAAUACAUCGAUAUCAUUCAACACAAAUUCAUAUCGAUGAUCAAUACGACUUCAUCCACCAACUCUCAAAUCUUAUUCAUAUCUUCAAAUUUACCUCAAUUAACCUUCCCUAUAUCAACCAAUAAUCAAUGUUUACAACUUGUAAACUCAUUCAAAAUAAAAGAUCCCUUAGGUGGGGGGUUAUACCCCUUGGAUUAUCUUUAUGUGAUUGAUCAAAAUGAUCUUAUAAGAUGUAAGAUCCCCAUCAUUAUAAAUUCAAAUUCAAAUCGUUUAAUGAAUAAAUCCUCAUUGAGAAAUCGAAAUUUAGGUGGAUUAUCAAAUCAUUUGAAUUUUGGGGUUGAAUUGGAACAAUUACCAGGAUUUAUUGAAGAAUACAUGGCAUAUUUCCAUUAAUAAAUCAUUUCUAUAUUAUUAUAUAUUAUAUUACAUACUAUUAUA